AUGAAGUUCUGUGCCAAUGACCCUGAAGUGUUUGUCCAAGCAGCGCUGUUGGCUCAGGAUUAUUGCGAUGCCAUAGACUUAAAUUUAGGUUGCCCCCAAAUGAUCGCAAAGAGAGGUCACUACGGAGCAUUCCUGCAAGAGGAGUGGCAUCUUCUUCAGAGAAUGAUUUUACUGGCUAACGAGAAGCUCUCUGUUCCCAUCACAUGCAAAAUCCGCGUUUUCCCAGAAAUUGACAAGACAGUGAAGUAUGCACAGAUGCUGGAGAAAGCUGGCUGCCAGCUGCUGACUGUGCACGGCCGUACUAAAGAACAGAAAGGACCCCUUGCUGGCGUGGCAUCUUGGGAGCACAUUCAAGCUGUCAGAAAAGCUGUGAGCAUUCCUGUAUUUGCAAAUGGAAACAUCCAGUGUCUCAGUGACGUGGAAGAAUGUAUCCGUAAGACGGGAGUUCAUGGUGUCAUGAGUGCAGAAGGUAAUCUUCAUAACCCAGCUUUGUUUGAGGGCCGAAACCCAUUGGUGUGGGAGAUGGCUGAGGAAUAUCUGGAGAUAGUGCAGAAGUACCCUUGUCCAUUGUCUUAUGUUAGGGCUCAUCUCUUCAAGCUCUGGCAUCACACGCUUCAAGUUUACCAGCAGCUGCGUGAAGAAUUAGCAAAAGUGAAGACUCUAGAGGGCAUUGUAGAUGUCAACAGGGAGCUGAAACUACGAUGCCAGGAAGAAAUAGCUAAUCAGAAAGAAGGAGAAAAGCCAAAAGAAGGGUUGCCUUUUUUCCACUGGAUCUGUCAGCCAUACAUCAGGCCAGGGCCAAAGGAGAGGUGCAAGGAGAAUGGAGCGAGUGGGACUGAAAAAGGCGUGCGAGGGAAACGCGCUCUGGAAGAGGAGGAAGAUGGAAAUUCUGAACUUCUGUCAAAGAAUAAGCAAAAAAAGAAGUUGAGAAAUCCAAAUAAAAGCUUUGAUCCAUCUUUAAAACCCAAAUAUGCAAAAUGUGAUCAAUGUGGAAACCCUAAGGGCAAUAAAUGUGUGUUUAACAUGUGCCGAGGCUGCUGUAAGAAAAGAGCGUUCAAAGAGACGGCCGACUGUCCGGGUCAUGGAUUACUUUUUAAGACCAAAUAUGAAAAAUCCCUUUCAUGGCAGAGUAGUCAAACAGUAAUUCAAAAGGCAGAGCUCAGUCGGAGAGGAGCUGUAGCCGUGGGGGAGGCUGCGGCACUGAAGGAGGCUGGUGACAGCGCAGUGUGACCCUUUGGAGAUGAACAGUAAGGAGCUCCCGCCAGGCCUGCGCUUCCCUGGGCCAAAGAACGCGCCGUCUCCAGCUCACCGUCAGCUGCGUGAACUUGUUCCACACGUUUAUUUUAAGUUCUGGAAAAGU
This is a messenger RNA of Nipponia nippon (crested ibis), 1360 nucleotides long. The record is from RefSeq and is a predicted model, not a curated record. NCBI's taxonomy places the organism in Eukaryota, Metazoa, Chordata, Aves, Pelecaniformes, Threskiornithidae.